Molecule: messenger RNA, 826 nt
Organism: Acaulospora colombiana
Lineage: Eukaryota; Fungi; Glomeromycota; Glomeromycetes; Diversisporales; Acaulosporaceae
Source: the annotation of a GenBank genome assembly
CAUAUCGAUAAGCAGACAAUUUUGACCUAUAUACUGCCGUGCGUCAAGGAUUUGGUGACUGAUACUUCACAGCAUGUCCGCGCAAGUUUGGCUACCCAAAUCAGCGGGCUGGCACCUAUUUUGGGCAAGGAAGCCACGACCGAACAUUUGUUGCCUCUCUUUUUACAACUCCUAAAAGAUGAGUCUCCUGACGUGAGGCUUAAUAUUAUAUCCAAGUUAAAACAAGUGAAUGAGGUCAUUGGCAUUGAGCUUUUGUCACAGAACCUUCUUCCGGCAAUAGUUGAAUUAGCCGAAGACAAACAGUGGCGCGUGCGACUCGCGAUCAUUGAUCAUAUUCCUUUGCUUGCCAGUCAGUUGGGUGUCACCUUUUUUGAUGAGAAACUUGGAAAUCUUUGCAUGUCUUGGCUAGGAGAUAAUGUGUAUUCCAUUCGUGAAGCGGCAACAGUUAAUUUGAAGAAAUUAACCGAGGUCUUUGGCGUCGAAUGGGCCAAGUCUACUAUCAUACCAAAAGUUUUGGCCAUGGGUACUCACCCAAAUUAUUUAUAUAGGAUGACUACGAUUUUCGCGAUUACGACUAUGGCGCCUGCGGUUACUCCAGAGGUCAUCAGAGAUCACAUCCUUCCGACGGUGAAUAAUCUUGUCUCCGAUCCUAUCCCCAACAUUCGGUUUAACGUUGCUAAAUCCUACGAGGUAUUAAUACCAGUUCUCAAACGGAGUCCCGAAACAGGCGUACUGUUGGAGACCCAAGUAAAACCGGCGUUGGACAAAUUAAGGGAGGAUUCAGAUGCUGAUGUUAAAUAUUUUGCUGAGAAAGCGUUGCUUUCUG